AGUCCUGUGUGAUAGAGAUGAACUCCGGUGUGGGGUUUGUAAGAAGACAAUGCUUGUGCUUACUUUGUUCUCCUCUCUCCGCUUUCUAUGUGUGGUGUGUUCUUGUGGCUUUGGUGAUGCUUCCCUGAAAUGACUGAACAGAGGUGCACCUAUCAAAGUGGGAUAGUUUUUUUUGUUUCUCUUUUGCUUUUUGUAAAAGCGAGGCGUGUAAUGACACCUCAGUUUCUGCUGCAAUGUGUGAGCACCUUUAGUAUGCAUGGGGAAAUUUGUCACCUUUUAUCAGAAACGUGAGUGCCAGAUGAGUUGUCAGCGAUUUGCUCUGGGUCCGGGAGCUCUGUGAGACUUGGGAGGGUCACUCUGCAGAGCCAGUCACUGUGCCCGGAGUAAAGUCACCAAGCGCUGAGCCCUCCGUGCUGCUCCCCUCGGUUAUGGUGCAGGAGCAACUGGACUGACCAUGGCUUGGCUGCUGCUGCUGGCUGCACUAGCUCUGAGCGGCUCUGCUGAGGAUCCUGAUUUGGUUUGCUACAGGAACUGCACCCAAUGCAAUUUCAUCUGCACUUGGAGAGCUAAGGCCACAUCAGAAAAUGUCACCUAUAGUCUUAAAUUUUGUUAUCACAGCUCCUAUCCCUGCAAGGAAUUCAAGACGGAGUCCUCCACUAGCUGGAGCUUUCCUUAUCGGAAAUUGCGGGUCCUACAGAACUCCACUGCCUGGGUGGAAUCCCACAGUGGAGGCAGAGUUGAAAGGACCCAGAACAUCACUUUGCAACUGGAGAAUGCCAUCAAAUUGGAUCCGCUACUGCCUCAUCGAAUAACAUUCUCUAGAUCCAGUGGUACUCUAACGCUGGCACUGCAACAGCUAGAUAACUGGACUGUCAGAUACGAACCGUUACGAAGGGAAGCUCGGUACAGACGGAUGAAGGACACCGAAUGGACGCAGGUGGAGUGUCAGACACGAGGUGAAUACAAGGGUAACAACAUAACAGCGAUAUGCAGCUUGGAAACAGCAGCAGCCUGCGAAAUCCAGAUUCGUCACAGAACGGCCCAUUGGAGCAGCUACUGGAGCGACUGGAGCAAAUCCAUCUUUGUUCCUGAGGAAAUUCCAGAGGUGAAUUACACGGUGGGGAGACUUGGGAGGAACGGGCAGAGAAACAUGACGUUCCAUUGGCAGGAAGCCCGUGAGGAGCAGUGGAAAGUCAAUUACACACUAGCUGUCUACAUGCCAGUGUGCAGGUGCACAGCGCUGAAGAAGGAGGUUCCUGAAAAGGACGAGACAAUGCUGAUCUUGGCUCUCUCUGGGGCAGAGUAUCACGUUUCUAUGAGCGCAUCUAACCCAGCAGGGAGAGGUCCUGUGCAAACGUAUCACAUUCCUCCAGAACAUCGCACAGAAAUGAACUUUCUGAAUGUCAGCUCGGAUGGCAGCAAUGUGACAGUGCAGUGGGCAGCAAAGACCAAUGGGACCUUCUACUGCUUUGAGAAGCAACCCCUGGAAGAGCCCCAGGAGGACCAUGAGGAAUGCAUCUGCAAACAAUUCUUUGAAAAGGACAGCUCUGUGAAUAUAGGGACAGUGAAACCCAGGAAGUGUUACAGAAUUACCAUUCAUGGAGGGGGGCCAGAGAAGCACUGGACAUUCGGUUCCAUGUACCACUUUGCUACUAACACUUCUUUUGAUGGGCCUAUUCACAUCCAGAACAUCACAGCAAACUCUGCUUUCCUGCUAUGGAAGCCGUCACCGCUCUCCCAAUGCCCCGGCAUUCUGAAGAAAUACAUUAUCUGCUACACAAGUGAGCAGGACAACAGAACGGCAUAUCAGGAAGCAAAUUCCUCAGCGACCCACUACACCCUACAGGACCUGCAGCCCCGCACCUCCUACAAAGUUGGGAUUCAGGCAGCCACAGCAGACAGAGAUGGAUCCUGCAGCCCCCAGCACCUGUUUAAGACCAUGAAGCUCGGUCCCAACCCUGCAGAGUGGAAGCUCAACCUCAGGUACCUCAGUAUUUUCCUAGGCGUCCCUAUCCUGGCUACAUUUUGCCACUUCAGCAAAAAGAGGGCCAAGAAAGUGCUGUUCCCGCCUCUGCCCAACCCCAUGGACAGCGAAGCAAUCAAGUUCCCAGCUGAGGAGAUGAGCCAGGUGAAGCCGCGACCAGGCUUUGUGGAGCCGUCAGAGAAAGUCAGCGGCACAGAACCGCUAGUGACCGAAUUCAUGUCAGACAAAGGGGAGCCUGACAUGAACACAGAGACUCACUCGCUGCAUCUCUACACCCAGACUGAAGAAACAGCAGAGAUGUUACAGGCCAAGGAAGGGCAGGCAGGCUCUGAGAAUGACCUGCCAUUUGAGUACAGAAGGCAGGUGCUUCUGACCCCAGCGGAAGAGGAACAGGAAGAAGAUGAUUUCAGCGCAUUUGCUGGUGUUUGUGGUCAGAAUAACCUUGCCGAAGCAGGCACAGGCCCUUCUCAGCCCCACCCAGACGAGGGUGCUGCCAUGGAGCUGACAGGGCUCUCUCGGCCUCUGGUACAGCUCUCCUUGCUGCUCUCAGACAAGCCUGUCAUAAUAAAGAAUGGGGGCAGCUUUGACCUUUCACAUGAUAAGUGAGCUUAUCAUGAGGGUUCAGCUUGGGAUAGCCUGGGAAGACAGAGCAUUGCAGUGACAAGACACCGUGUGCUCGGGCCCAUCUGGGCAGAGACCCAUGGUGCAGGUCACAGGAGCCUCAGCAGGCCUUCUGAGAGCCUUCCGACCUCAGCCUUGCAGCACUGCUAGGUCUUUUUUCAGAUUUCGUGUGUGAACUCUUUGCGGCAGGGACUGUCUUUUAAUUUACACAUGUCCCAGUCCCACAAUAAAAUACUGACUAGGAAGUAUGAACUGUUCGAACAUCCUCUACAUUUUGAUGUGCAAGAAAAGGUCCCACAGUCCAGCCACGGUCUCCUAUUAUUCCAGAGCCCACUUCCUUGUCUGAGAUUCUGUACGGUGGCAAUAACAGGUGGUCGGUUUUGCAGGCAGGAGUUUCCUUACAGAAUGCUGAACAAAAUCAUUCCUGGAUAAAGACUUUGGUCACUAAAAUUGACAAGCUGGUUAUAGAUCCAAGUCUCUGUUCACCCACUAAGCA
Dermochelys coriacea (leatherback sea turtle) is the source of this 3101-nucleotide messenger RNA. It is a transcript of the gene IL12RB1, whose product is annotated as interleukin 12 receptor subunit beta 1. Bases 455 to 2590 code for a protein of 711 amino acids. Gene Ontology annotation, biological process: cytokine-mediated signaling pathway. The record is from RefSeq and is a predicted model, not a curated record. Gene Ontology annotation, cellular component: external side of plasma membrane. NCBI's taxonomy places the organism in Eukaryota, Metazoa, Chordata, Testudines, Dermochelyidae. The transcript is spliced from 15 exons. Gene Ontology annotation, molecular function: cytokine receptor activity; protein binding.